UCACCUUUACGCUCCCCUGCGCGCGGUUCUUACGCUGCGGGACCAUUGUGAAGUUCGUCACGCAAGCGGCGUGCGCUCCUUGGAGAAUAGUGUUUGCGUUUGAACCGAAGAAAGAGGAAUAAAAAUAAGCAGCGGGUCAGACUAGUGCUUGCUCGGAUCGUGAGGGCUGUGCUGUUUUGUGCUGUGCGAGGACGCUUGGUCAGCGGCGGUCCGGACGGGGAGCAGUUUGCGGGCCGGGUUGUGAGAGGUCGGGGGUUUUGGCGCCAGGCGGACAGCUCGCAGGGCACCAUGGGAAAGAAGCAGAACGGGAAGAACAAGAAGACGGAGGAGGCGGAGCCCGAGGAGUUCGUGGUGGAGAAGGUGAUCGAUCGCCGCGUGGUGAACGGCAAAGUGGAAUACUACCUCAAGUGGAAGGGCUUCACGGACGCUGAUAACACAUGGGAGCCAGAGGAGAACCUGGACUGCCCGGAGCUCAUCGAAGCCUUCCUGGCCUCGCAGAAGUCCACCGUGGAGCGCACGGAGUCCAACAAGAGGAAAUCCGUCUCGGAGAGCGAGUCGGAAGAAGGCAAAGCCAAGAAGAAAAAGGAGGCUAAUGACAAGCCGCGAGGAUUCGCUCGUAACCUGGACCCCGAGCGCAUCAUAGGAGCCACCGAUAGCAGCGGGGAGCUCAUGUUCCUGAUGAAGUGGAAAGACUCGGAUGAAGCGGAUUUGGUGCCGGCGAAGGAAGCGAACGUGAAGUGCCCUCAGGUCGUCAUCGCCUUCUACGAGGAGCGGCUAACCUGGCAUUCCUGCCCAGAAGACGAGCAGCAGUAGAGCCCUCGCCUGGGGCAGCGUCUCUCAUCUUGCAGGGGAACAUUUAGUUUUUAUCCUAGAGCAGUUCUGUCAAGAUGGAGACUGCUUUCAUGUGUACAUAUUUUAGACACGUCUUGUCCUGAAUGCAGGCUGCUUGUUAAUUUAGCUGCUUAGUUGUGAGCCAGCGGGGGCUUCUGAGAUGAGUCUCUCCUGAUCUCGUGUGGGCCAGGGCCGGUAGGGGGUUCAGACGCAGCACUUCCCCUGCGAGGGUGGCUGUCAAAGUCGCUUUCGACCCCUCGGGGAAAACACCACCGUACAGUCGCACUGCUUCAGGUCCAGCUCGCAUCAAGGCUGAAUGGAUUUCAGGAUCUCGCUUGUUUUUAAGUCCGUGAACAACCUACGGUUUAACUAUUGAUUUGUUCAGAUUUGGUCUUGAAGCUUUCUUUUUUCGUGCAGUUAUAUUUUGUUUUUGGAGUGUAUGUCAUUGUGAGCUUCAUUCCGAUGUGCAUCUUUUAUGUUUUGUAUUUUUUUAUUCCUGGGAACCGGUUUGACUUGAUCGGUUGUUGCCUGGACUGUAUUUGGUGUUUCAGUGUUGUGCUGCACAUGUUUAAUUUUUUUUAAAUUGAUCCCACUGACAUACGUGCACGUCCUGCCCCUGUGUCCAGAGAGUAUGGGUCACGCUGUGCGACAUUCAUCUCUGCUGUUCAGGAGGGCUGACCAAGCGGCUCAGGUUUCCUGGUUUUUCAGAUGUCUGUGAAAAGGUCAUUGUUGGGGUGUUUUUUUUUUUUUCCCUUGUCUUACAAUAAAGGUAUCGUUGGACUUUCUCUGUUUGAGUGUGGGCUGUUUCUCCUCUUGAGGUGGGACACUUCUGACUACAGCAGCACCUGUGAUGGGACAGGUGCGCUCAGGCCUGCAGUCCCUGCAGAGGAGCCCGAGCAGUGGGGCUCCUGCUGAGCCCGUCGCUGGGUCGGAUGGCCUGAGAGCGAACUCGCUUCGCACAUCCUGCACUGCUGUCAGGGUUCCUGGGAAACUGAGCCGAUCAUUGGGCAUGAAAUACAAACUGGGAGCUCCCAAAUUUUAAGGGUGGGGGAAUCGGACGUUGGACUGGUGGCUUUGGAAAUUGACUCUUCAAUUCUUGGGUUUAAAGAGUACUGACCUCCUUCUGUCGCACUGGUAAAGCUCAAAGGAAACUGACCCUCUGCUCAGCCCUGCUCCUGGAGUCCAGUGUCUCGGUUUGAUAUGGCGAUUGCUACAUUUGGCAGUUUGAACUUGUACAUGAUACUGAUCUUGCAGUAUAAUGUACUGUAUUCACUUUUGUAAAUUUUCAAUUGUUCAAUAAAAGUUUAUAAGCUUG
This is a messenger RNA of Lepisosteus oculatus (spotted gar), 2146 nucleotides long. RefSeq names its product chromobox protein homolog 3-like. Gene Ontology annotation, cellular component: pericentric heterochromatin; nucleus. NCBI's taxonomy places the organism in Eukaryota, Metazoa, Chordata, Actinopteri, Semionotiformes, Lepisosteidae. Gene Ontology annotation, molecular function: chromatin binding. The record is from RefSeq and is a predicted model, not a curated record. Gene Ontology annotation, biological process: negative regulation of transcription by RNA polymerase II; chromatin organization.